This is a messenger RNA of Fusarium oxysporum Fo47, 1398 nucleotides long. RefSeq lists its product as uncharacterized. Bases 1 to 1398 code for a protein of 465 amino acids. The record is from RefSeq and is a predicted model, not a curated record. The transcript is spliced from 4 exons. Lineage: Eukaryota; Fungi; Ascomycota; Sordariomycetes; Hypocreales; Nectriaceae.
AUGGACCCUAUAUGGGUCGCUUCAGCAUGGAAGUUCCCAUGGCGACACCGACCUCCCCAGCGCAAGCCUCGACUUGAUCUCACUGAUACGACGUUGGUGUCAAUAGGAGGACCAGUUGCCGAGGCCAUUUGCAUCCCAGGUCUGGCGUCUUUGCCGCAAGAAGUGCUCCAAAUGCCUGAACAAGAUGCUACUCGCUUCUCUCUGGCAGCAGUGAAAGCUUGGAAACGUGGAGUGCAAGGGAUGGAUGCUGCUUGUGAUGAGAGUGAAUCAGAGUUAUUCAUCGUCAGACUUACUGUUGACUGCCUUGGCUUGAAGGAGAUCCAAAGGUUACAAGUUUGGCCAGAGUAUAACCACAUUCGGUCCAACACUUGCGCAUACGUUUCCUUUACACAAGGACAAGCAAAUAGCUCUUUCAUUUCUUCAAAGUUUGGGCGAGCAUUCAUCGAGAAUCCUCAUGACUCUCGAGACUUCCAAUUCUGUGACACACCUAGCCCUCCCGUGAGAGGAUUGAAAAUGUUACCGAGGCCGGAUCGUCCAGGUUCCAUCCGAUACCGCACUGUCGAUCUCCUCAGUACCACAGGACUUACCUUCUUCUUUCUGAGAGGUUUCAUAAUGGCAGUUCACUCCCACACAGCGAACUCACCAGUUGCAGCACCAACUAUACAACAUUUCUCUCGACAUGAACAAGACCAUAUGAUAUGGACGUACAUCCCUAUAUCCAGUACUGAUAGCCUCCUUCGGAUCGGCGUGGGGGAUGCCUGGCAAAGACAUAUAGAGAUAUGCACCAAACUCACAGGGACCUUCCUCUUUGGCCCUUACCAAUGUUAUACUGAUACUGACAAUGUAUCAGGCAAUGAGCCAUCUGUGCUUGUUCAUAACGUACCAACUAAGCGAGUAGGAGGUUUACUCGGCAUAGUUACCGAGCAUAACUUUGAGAGCGAAUCCUUAUUGUCAUUGCCUCGCUACCACAAAGACGAUAAGGAUCCCUCCCGUCUGCGCUGUACCAACACUGAAGUUCCAGCGAAAAAUAUCACUCGUGCUGAUGUCUAUUACAACCGCAAGAAUGGAUAUUGUGAAGGAUUGCUCCUGGAGUAUGCAAACGGUGCGCAGCGGGCAGUAGGUCAAUGCCGAAUCGGGAUUGACCCUUUCAAGGCUUACGGGAAGCCCUCCUGGAUCUGUUACCGUGAUAUAUGCGAUCCAGAAACAUGCGAGGAAACCGGAAGUUGUAUAGUUGAGUGUACGACUGGCACGAAUAGCCACGAGCAUGAACCUCGCGACAUUGGUGAUUGGGUAUGUAUGCGUCCACGAGGAGGAGGGUAUCUUGAGUUCGCGUGCGAGCACAAGACAGCCAGCUUUGGUAUGUAUACUCGAGCAGAUGAGGAAGAGGACGAUGAGUAA